UUUUUUUUUUUUUUGUAUCAUCUCUAGAACAAACAUUGUAACCAUCAUGCUCAAGAGUAGAUCAUUAUUUGUUAAUACGGCACGUUCAAUUCGUCCAUUGCUUAGCGGCAAUAACCAACGUUUCUACUCUACUGCCCGAACCGCAUUUGCCAACAAUGGGUGGAGAAAUAAGGCCGGUGUUGCUGUACUUGGUUCCGCCGUUCUCGGUUUAGGUGCUUUAAGUGCUAAAGAGGUCUAUUGUGAUGCUGUAGUUGAAGAUAAACAACGUAAAGCUGAGGGACCUAUUACGGAUAAAGAUCCUAUGCGUCUUCGUAUGGAAGCAUUUGUAAAGGGACUUCAAAACCGCAUCGUCUCUGAAAUGGAACAAUUAGAUGGAAAGCAAUUUACACGUACUGCUUGGGAGCGUAGUGAAGGAGGUGAAGGUAUCACAUGUGUGCUUCAAGACGGCAAUGUCUUUGAAAAGGCCGGUGUAGGUAUUUCAAUUGUGUAUGGCCAAUUACCCAAAGCGGCAGUUGAACAGAUGCGUCAUGAUCGUGGAAAAGAUAUCAGUGCCGAUGGACCUGUUCCUUUUUUCGCCGCAGGUAUUUCGCUCGUGAUUCAUCCUCAUAAUCCCAAUGCGCCUACCGUUCAUUUGAAUUACCGUUAUUUCGAGAUCGAAAACCCUGAUGGCACACCUCAAAUGUGGUGGUUUGGUGGUGGAUCUGAUUUGACUCCUUCUUACUUGUUUGAGGAAGAUGCCAUUCAUUUCCAUCAGGUGCUUAAGGAUGGCUGUGAUAAAUAUGACAAGAAAUAUUACAGCAAUUUUAAGCAAUGGUGUGAUAAAUACUUUUUCAUCAAGCAUCGUGGAGAGGCUAGAGGUCUCGGUGGUAUCUUCUUUGAUGAUUUGGAUGACAAACCUGCAGAUGAGAUUUUCAGCUUUAUUAAGGAAAUGGGUAAUAGAUUCAACCUUUCUUAUAUUCCCAUUAUGAAGAAGAGAAUGAAUAUGAAGUAUACCACAGAGAUGAAGGAAUGGCAACAACUUCGUCGUGGACGUUAUGUCGAAUUCAAUUUGGUUUGGGAUAGAGGUACCAAGUUCGGUCUUCAAACACCUGGUGCUCGUAUUGAGGCCAUCUUGAUGACGUUGCCUCUGACUGCUCGUUGGGAAUAUAUGAAGGAGCCUGAGGAAGGUUCAAGAGAGGAGGAUUUACAAGAAGUUUUAAAGAACCCUAGAGAUUGGAUUCCUCUUGAUUAGAACUGUGUACAAAAUAAAAUAAAAUUGGAUCGUGUGUUUAGUCCGUCAUAUUA
Messenger RNA from Mucor mucedo, 1284 nucleotides. RefSeq names its product Coproporphyrinogen III oxidase. NCBI's taxonomy places the organism in Eukaryota, Fungi, Mucoromycota, Mucoromycetes, Mucorales, Mucoraceae. The record is from RefSeq and is a predicted model, not a curated record. Gene Ontology annotation, cellular component: mitochondrial intermembrane space; cytoplasm. Gene Ontology annotation, molecular function: coproporphyrinogen oxidase activity. Bases 47 to 1231 code for a protein of 394 amino acids. The transcript has 5 exons.